GCCUGUUUUUUCCGCUGCGAAAAUCUCCUGCCUUUUCACCCUUGUCUGUGUCCUUUUUUGACGCUCUGUUUUUUUCUCGCGAAGGGGAAGUCUGCUCUCUUCGCCAAGAUCUCCGGUGUACAGAGGCGGGGCGGAGGGAGAGGCGCGGCAUCCUACUUUCUUCGACCGGAAAACAGUGGAAGGAAAAAUUGACUUCGGCGGGAGCAACUUCUUUCCCCCGUUUUUCGGCUAUCCUUCUUCGAGAUCAAGGUGGCGGUCGUCCUUCUCGUUUUCCUCAAAGUGUUUGCCGCUCUGGGGCCGUCGCUGUCUUCACGCGAAGGCUCUGCCUCACACACUGGAAAGAGGCGCAAAAGAUCGAGAGCAAUUGUUUUUCUUGGCAUUUUCUUCGUGGGUUCACGGGAGAUUUUCUGCAAGGCUCCUCGCUUCCCUACGCCCGUCUCUUUGGCGCCUUGCCCGUGGGAGCACGGCGGGGGUCGAUUCAUGAUACCAUAGACCCUCUUUGUCGACAGCCGGUCAAUUUCUUUUCUCUUUUCUGUCAUAUCCAACAGGUUGCUGCAGUGUCCGCAGACGAGUCAAACGGUACAGUUUUCUCCCGCAUUCCAUUCCCUCUUUGCUCACUGCUCUCUCGUCUGUUUUUUCCCCUCCCUGCCCUUAACGCUGUCUCCUUCCUCGCCGACAUCGUCUACAGCUUCUUCUGCCUGCCCUCAUUCUUCUGCAGUCUGUCUCUUCCUUUCUAAGUAAAAUUCCUUCUCUUCAAAUAAAUUGCGACGUCUUGCUUCUUGAAUUUGUCCAUUUUUUCUUCUCUUUCUCCCAGGCUCUAGUCGUAUAAAUCUCGCCGUACCCCACUCCGUCGAGUCAUGUGUGUAGGGUUCUUCUGUUAGAAGCUUUCUCCGUCUCUUCUCCAAGACCACUAUCGAUCAAAAAUGGCGCCUUCAGAGUGUCCCAGCGACGCGCCGGGGGGGUCUGGAGAGUCGCGAGUUUCUGCAGAACCGAGUUCGUCAGAGACGCCGUCCUCAGCUGUCUCUUCUCACUCUCCUCAUCGUGCUCAGCUCAGUUCAACUCAGCCGAAGAAUCCGGCGUCUCCUCCGACUUCGGACGUCUCUGCUCCUCACGUCCCCCUCCUCGGGGCCGAGGCCUCCGGCGGCGAUCCUUCCGCAGACCCGCUGGGGGGCGAGGGCGCAAUGGAGCGAGAGCGACAAGCGUUUGCGGAGGGGCCAGGUCUUAGUGCGAGGGUGGAGACAGCUCUGUCUCCUCAGCUCAGAACGACGAGCGGAGAGUUGCAGCAGGCUGCAGCCGACGCGGCUGUCUCGCCUGACGGUGAGAAGGAGAAAGAAGUAGCGAAUUCGAGGAAGGGAGAGGACUCGGGGCGUCUCUCAGCUUUCGUAGGACGAGGCUCACGCCGCUCUUCGCAUGCCGAGCCCGCAGAGGGGCCUUCGCUCCCUUCCGGAGCGGAUGGGCGCCUCCCGGCCUCCGGGCCUUGGGCUUCUGAGGCGCCGCCUGCGGGCCGCAGUGCCUCCGCGCCGGUGCCGCCAGUGUCUCCGGGGUUCGCUUUCCCGUCGGUGACCUCUUGUUUGCCGCUCAACGCGAGCAUUGGAGACAUUGCCUUGCGGCUGGUUAAAGAGAUUCUCCAGCCAGUGCUGGCGCGCGACAUCCAAGUCGAUCCGCCGUCGCCCUUCCGAUUCACGGCGAGCGGAAUGGCGAAGGCCCUCGAACUGUCUCCUGUGUGCUUCUCGCCGGCGUACGCGGCGUCGCUCCGGAAGUCCUACGCCCAAAUGGGAACUGCCGGCUCGUGCUUCUACUGUGUCUCCGCGCCCUGCGUCUGUGGAGCCUUUGCACCGCCGCUCGCCCAGGCGAGGCCCGCGGAGAACAAGAAGCGCGGCAGAGACGCCUGCGAGGGCCCUCAGGCGGAGCCCCCUGUGGGGCGAGGCCCGCGGCGUGGCCCGAACGACUCUGGGGCACCUGUGGGACAAGACCUGCCUGGGGGUCCGCAGGCCCCUGGAGGCCCGGGGGGCGGCUUCGGUGCAGGGCAGACGUUUCAGGACAACUUGCGCCAGAUGUGCCUCUUCCACCCGUACUCGAGUGUUCCUCCGCCGAAGCUGAUUGACAUGCGGUACCUCUGUCUCUUUCUCUCGGCUUCUGCGGACUCGCCCUUUGCCUGCGCCACGCGGACGGGCCUCUGUCCUUUCUUCGGGGACGGACCCUUCGGGCCCGACGGCGAGACCCGCAACGGGCGCGAGGGUCCGCUGGCGCGGAGCGGAGACAAGGUCGAGGGCGAGAAGACCUUCUUGUCGUUUGUUGACGAAACCGCAGACUUUGGUGAUGCUUCAGUCGAGAAGGGAUUUCCGGACCACGCACGCAUUGGCUGGGAGGUAGUCGAGGAGGUCGCGGAGAGUCUCGAGGCUAUUUUCAACACUAUUCAAAUGGAGACAGUUGAGGACCGCAGAGAUGCCCUCACCGUCCCGGACGAGUUCUACGCUCAAAACUACUGGGAGUGGAGGCAGUUUCUGCUCGACAAAGCCCCAACAGGAGCCUCGGUGUCCCGAACGUUCGGGCGGAGUCUCCUUCGUUCUCUUCUUCUCGCCUCGCCGGGGACGAUUGCCAAGGACCUGCAAAGAACUCCGAUUAGCUUCGCUGCAGGCAUCUUGUUCUUUCGUCUUUGCGAGGAAGUCGGCAUCGAACCGGAAACGCGGCAUGUCCUCUGGCGCACUGUGGCUUCUUCCCAGCCUGAACUGAGAUCUCGGCUGGUGAGCGAGAGCGGCCUGGGUUUCCUGUGUCGAGACCUGGGGUCGGCGAAGGAAGAAGAAGCAGGUCUGAUCACCUUCAAAUGCGUGACAAACGACCGGCAACCUUUCUCCAGUCGCGCGCUCGUGACUGUGAAAAACAUCUUCUCUCGUCAGCUUCCCAAGAUGCCCAGAGAGUACAUUGUCCGUCUCGUCUUUGACCGAAACCACUACACCUUCUGUCUGAACAAGGAAGAUACGAUCAUCGGAGGCUGCUGCUUCAGACCCUACUUCCAGCAGAAAUUCGCCGAAAUCGCUUUCCUCGCGGUAACGUCGACCGAGCAGGUGAAGGGCUACGGAACGCGACUGAUGAAUCACCUGAAGGAGCACGUGAAGAAAUCCGGAAUCGAGUACUUCUUGACCUACGCAGACAACUUUGCAGUCGGUUAUUUCAGAAAACAAGGAUUCACGCAGAAGAUUUCAAUGCCGCGAGAGCGGUGGUACGGCUACAUCAAGGACUACGAAGGCGGGACUCUGAUGGAAUGUCACAUCAAUCCGCGCAUCAAUUACCUCCGUCUGUCGGAGAUGCUGCAUGAUCAGCAGCAGGUUAUCAAACGCGCCACUGUUUCCCUUAAGCCUCUUGCUGUCUACCCCGGUCUCGAUUUCUGGAAGAAGAAUCCAGGGCAGACGCUGUCGCCGUCGCAGAUUCCAGGUCUUCUGCAGUGCGGGUGGCACCCGGGGGAGGGCGCGCCGCGAGCGGGCGCCGACGGGAAGGGGAUCUCCGAGGCCGAGCGGGCCUUCUUGGGCUCCACGGGCGCGCCGGACGGGGCUGGAAGCGCGGGCGUUGGCCAGGGCUACAUGCGCCCGCUGCACGAGCAGAUCAUGGACAUUCUGGAUGCACUGGGGAAGCACCACUCCGCCUGGCCGUUCCUCAAACCUGUGAGUCGCGAAGAGGCUCCCGACUACUACGACGUGAUUCUUCAGCCGACAGACAUCUCGACGAUGAAGAAAAAAUGCAAGAAGAAGCACUACACGACUGCGCAGAUGUUUGCGGACGAAGUUCAGUUGAUGUUCAAGAACUGUCGGCAGUACAACCACCAGCAAACGAUUUAUUACAAAUACGCGAACGAGCUGGACAAGUUCGUAACUCCAAAGAUUCAGGCGUUGAAGCAGGCGUUCCAGCAGCAGCAGAAGCAACUGGCGCAAAAGGGUGCGGCGUCGGGGACUGGAGUGCCACCGCUGAGGAGUCCCCAGGGUGGAGACGAGGGGCUUGUGGGCGCGAAGCAUCCGACAUUUUUCUAGAUGCCUCAUGUCCUGUUCGGGCCUCUCUCGGAUAUGGGGCAUACUGGGGGAACUCGUGCGUUUCUGAGGGACGAUCCUCGUUGCAAAGAGUCCUGCACCAGUACCGCAUUCGGCGUGUCACCUAGCGCUUGUGGUUUUUGCGCUUCGAGACACUUCAGAAGCAGCAGGCGAAGUUGCUGGUUUAACCGCCACAGAAGGGCAAGAAACGCACGGAAGGAACUGAGCAAACUGAGAAGGCAGUUACAGGAACUAGGCGAGUGUGACUUGAAGACACAAGAGAGGGUGGCGGUGGGGCAAAUCAGUUCGCGAUGGAAACUCGGAAGAGACGGAGGCUGAACUGUCGGAAACAAUGAAGUGGAUGACCUAGGGCGGGGAGGAAGACCCAGGAGACAGUGGAGAAAGGAUGUGACGCAUGCGUGAAUAAUCGUUUUCCUAGUGCGAGUUGCGUCAGGGUGACAUUGCUCAGUUUCCGUCGCUGUGAUUUGCCUCUGCUCAAAAACACCGAGACGUGGUCCCGUGGUUUUCUACGCACCCCUUUCAAAGGGAAGGCAAAAAGAGUCCAGGUCGAUGCGGUGAGCACCCGCUUAGCAUGCUACUCUUGAACAGUACUGUACAGCUAGUGCGGUUACUUUUUUUGGAUCCUUCCUUUCUUUCUUUCCGUCUCAGUCUUUUGUUGACGACGAGAACGGGAAAGGUGCAGCUCUGGUGUAGGGAUGAAUUGGAGGGUGAGGGUACAUUGUCGAACGCCAUGUAAACAGUAAUGAAGGAAAAAAUACCAUUGUGUUUUGCUCCGUUCUCCAUUUUAUCCUGCUGAAUUGCCGUACGUUGGAAGGCGAGGCUUGACAUGGAAAGAAGUGAGGCUACAGUGUUCUACGGGUCCAGUGGCUACGCACACUUUCUAUCGCCGCGAGGCCGACGACCCGCGACACACG
Molecule: messenger RNA, 4954 nt
Organism: Toxoplasma gondii ME49
Lineage: Eukaryota; Apicomplexa; Conoidasida; Eucoccidiorida; Sarcocystidae
Gene: GCN5B
Product: histone lysine acetyltransferase GCN5-B
Exons: 8
Coding region: 924-4022 (1032 amino acids)
Biological process (GO): positive regulation of transcription by RNA polymerase II; chromatin remodeling
Cellular component (GO): histone acetyltransferase complex
Molecular function (GO): histone H3 acetyltransferase activity; protein binding
Source: RefSeq, a predicted model, not a curated record